This is a messenger RNA of Thermochaetoides thermophila DSM 1495, 2112 nucleotides long. RefSeq lists its product as uncharacterized. Gene Ontology annotation, biological process: endonucleolytic cleavage in ITS1 to separate SSU-rRNA from 5.8S rRNA and LSU-rRNA from tricistronic rRNA transcript (SSU-rRNA, 5.8S rRNA, LSU-rRNA). Gene Ontology annotation, cellular component: 90S preribosome; nucleolus. Bases 1 to 2112 code for a protein of 703 amino acids. The transcript has a single exon. Lineage: Eukaryota; Fungi; Ascomycota; Sordariomycetes; Sordariales; Chaetomiaceae. The record is from RefSeq and is a predicted model, not a curated record.
AUGGCGCCACCAGCUGUUAAAGGCGCCAAGGGCGCCAACAGCGCCGUCAACGGCGAUGCCGCCGACACCAUUCCUUCUGUCCCCAAGAAGCCUCUGUUCGACGACGAGUCGAGCAGCGAGGAAGACCAGGAAGAGGGAGGCGUUCAGCUCAAGAUCAACGAGGAAUACGCCCGUCGGUUCGAGUACAACAAGAAGCGCGAGGAGCUCCAGAGGCUUCAGGAGAAGUACAAGGGCAAGAACAUUCUGGCCGACGACGAUGAGGAAGAAGAAUCCUCCGAGUCCGAGACCGAGGACGAUGACGCCGUCCUCAUGACGGAAGAGCUGGAUCGCGAGAUUUCAGCCACGCUCCAGGCCAUUCGCAAUCGCGAUCCCAAGAUCUACGACAAGAAUACCGUCUUUUACACGCCCUUCGAUCCUGACAAGCUGCCGACCAAGAAGGAGGAGAAGCCCAUGACCCUGCGCGACUACCACCGCGAGCGCUACCUGAGCGGCGAUGUUGGCGCCGAAGACGAUAAGGAUGGCGAAGCAGCUGGCAAGAAGACAUACGUGCAGGAACAGGAAGAGAUCAAGAAGUCCAUCAUCUCCGAAAUCAACCGCGUUGCCGCCGAGAACAAUGACGAUGAGGACUGGAGCGACGACGACGCCUUCAUCAAGCCUGUCAAGAGGGAGGAGGCCGAAAAGAAGCCUACGGUCAAGCUCACCGAGGAGGAUAUUGCUAAUGCUGAUAAAAAUCCCGAGGAAUUCUUGGAAAAGUUUAUGGCUUCCAAGGCUUGGCUACCUGAAGAUAAGGAGCACAACUGGCAGGCGUUCGAGUCUGACGAAGGCGAGGGUGAUGAUAUCGACCUUGCCGAGGAGUUCGAGCAUGCCUACAACAUGCGUUUUGAGGACCCAGAGAAGAGCAACGAAUUCCUGCAGACCUACUCUAGACGGAUGGCGGCGAUGCGCUCGGCCAGGAAGGAGGAAAUCUCGGGCCGCAAAAAGAAGCGUCAGGAAGAGAAGGAGAGAAAGGAGCGCGAGAAAAAGGAGCGCGAGGCCGAACGGGCUCGCCUGCGGAAGCUCAAGAUUGAGGAGGCUUCGGAGAAGCUCGCCAAGAUCAAGGAGGCUGCCGGCAUCCGCGGUAAGGAUCUCAAGGAGGAAGAGUGGCUCAAGAUCUUGGAAGAUGCUUGGGACGACGACAAGUGGGAGGAAGUCAUGCAGAAGUACUUUGGUGACGAGUAUUACAAUGAGGCCGACGAGGAGCUUAUGUCGAGCGACGAGGAGGAGGGCGAGGAUGGCAAGAAGAAAAAGAAGAAGCCGAAGAAGCCCAAGUGGGACGACGACAUCGACAUUAAGGAUAUCGUCCCCGACUUUGAGGACAAGCCGCCAGUCACGCUCUCCGACGAAGAAAAGACCCAGGGCGAGGCCGCUGAGGCGGAACAAGACGAAGAGUCCGGCUCUGACUCGGAGGACGAAGGCCCGGCCAAAAAGAAGCGCAAGACAACCAAGGACAUCAAGAAGGAGCGGAUAGCCGCGAAAAAGCAAGCCAAGGCUGAACUUGCCAAGAUCGAGCAGCUCGUCGACACCAAGAUGGAGUUAGAGAACCCCCGCGCGCUCGAGAAGGCCGCUCUCAAGGACAAGAAACGCCUCGGCCUGGAAGACGGCAUGCCCAAGUUCCGGUACCGCGAGGUCUCGCCAGAGUCGUUCGGUCUCACAGCCCGCGAUAUCCUCCUUGCUCCUUCCGACGCCGCGCUCAACCAGUUCGCCGGCCUCAAGAAACUUGCCACCUUCCGGGAGCCGGAGAAGAAGGCGAAGGACAAGAAACGGUUGGGCAAGAAGGCGCGCUUGCGCAAGUGGCGCCGCGAGGUGUUUGGCAAGGAGUACGAAAAGACAGGGCCGACAUAUGGGUUUGAAAAGCUGCUUGCCGAGAAUGGUGAAGAGGCUGCCACGGGGGCCAAUAGUUUCAAGCUGGGCAAACGGAGGGAGAAGGAGAAGUCAAAGGAUAAAAAGGAUAAGAAAGAGAGUGGACAGAGCGGUGAACCUGGCAGCGCGCAUAUUAUUGAUGGCGAGAGGAAGAAGAAGAGGAAGAGGAGCAAAAAGAAUAAGAACAAGAGCGGUGAGGCAGCGGCUCAGUAA